Molecule: messenger RNA, 2688 nt
Organism: Mesocestoides corti
Lineage: Eukaryota; Metazoa; Platyhelminthes; Cestoda; Cyclophyllidea; Mesocestoididae
Source: the annotation of a GenBank genome assembly
AUGCGGAAAAAAGUCCCACUUUCGCCACCAGUCUGUACUGGUGGGGUUUUCGAAUAUGCGGCCUCUUACGUUGAAGGUUUGAACUGGCGAAGAAUAUCCACCUCGUGCUCCUUAUCUGAAACUGACCAGAUUUCCCUUCUGUGCGUCCUCUUCAUAGGUCUUGCCAUACUUUGUAUCCUUGUCCUGUCGGAUUUCUCCGUGUUAAAACUGUAUCUACUACACUGGAAGUGCCAUUCUUCUCGCAAUCGAGCCCCCUCACUUUGUCAACCUGCCAAUGAAACCCUACUGCCUACUGAAAAAACUAACUCCAAAGAAUCUUUGUCCCAUAUGUCGAUCGGAGUCAUGGUCAACUUCAAUGGGAAACUGUCAUACUUGCCUUACGUCACGCAGAUGUCAACGCUCACUUCGUCUGAGGCACACAGAGGGGCAAAUUCAACCGCAUCGUUAACCGUUCAGAGAUCUCUGAUUAGCCUAGAAUCGUGUAUUGGGAAGAAUGGAGUAGGGUUUGGAGACGAAGAAGACAGAACGGGCAUACCUCCAGUUCCACCUCAACCCCUAGAGCGGAGCAAGCGAAUUCGAGCGCCCCUUGUUCUCAUCACUCUGCUUACCACCGUCGCGCUAAUGGCUGGUACGGCUUACACAUGCUUUUUGGCACAAAGGAUUGAAACUACGGCUUGCGGGUUAACAAAACACGCCAAGAAGGUCGUGAUCUCUGCAAAGUUGCUCACGAACUCCCUAAUUAACGAAGCCUACACUAUCAUUAUUCGGGUGAUAGGGGAAGACGUCUCACCAAGCAAUGCGAACAGCUACCUCCGACCGUUUGUUGAAGAAAUGAAGCACAUAUUCGGUAAUCAGGCGAUGCGUUUGUAUGCAAUGGCUAACGAUCACACUCCCUCCAACGACUGGUUAUGCCAGCAAACUGCCUCCAAUCUGCAAUAUUUCGGCACCUUCCUCCACCGCCUUUCCUCUUUAUUUGCUGUCGCUCCCGUACUCAGCAGUGACAACAUUAAAGCUGCAAGGGAUAUUUCCUACUCCUAUAUUCACGAACUGGCACGCCUGGCUCCACAUCCACUUUUCACGACUGUCUCAAAUAAGACACUUAUGUGGCGAACUAUUCAAAUUCUAAAUUACACCGCAGAAGAGCUCUGCAGACAGCACACCUCAUAUUUUCCGACAUGUGCUGAUGUUGAAUCUCACUUUGAAAUGCUUGUCAGCAAGGUUGACCCGUGGCCAAAAUUUGAAAAGGGCCGUGACAUUACCAGCGUUACCUCUUAUAUGCAGGUUCCCCGACUAUUGAACUCAAAGGCUUAUGUUAAAAAAUGGCUGCCUUUAGCUCAGGAUCCAACCGGGAAUAUUCCCUUUCUUUUUGAUGAAUUUCUUCUUCGCGAGAUUAGAAGAGCGAAGAAAACAAUAAACGAGAAUCUUGAAAAGCUGCCUCGAAAAUUGGCAAAAAAAAUGGCAAACAAGCAUUUGCAAGUGGCUCGCAAAGUCCCCGCUGUUUUGACGGGAAUCUUAACCUUAUUUUUGGCUAUUUUCUUGGUUGUUGUGUACGACAACUGUAGAUGUAGCUAUCGUUUGCAGCAUCAGCGUGAAGUUAUGGCGUGUGCGCGAAUUAAACGGUGCCCUUUGUUUUGUCUCAGGGUGGUGACAUUUUUCGCGGCAUUACUCUGCGCCACAGGAGUGGCAUUGGGCGUCCUGGGAGGUUUCGGCCAGGAUCAGAUUUGCAACAUUCUCUUCGUAAGGUCGCAUCAAGGGGAUCCUUGGCUUCAUUAUUUGUUAGAUAGAAUUUUAAGGCGGUCGCCAGCCUUGACUGAGAUACUUCGCAUCGAAAAUCUUCAAUUACAGCUGCCGAAGAACGUACUUAGCACCUUGGAUACCAAUUACACUCCAAAUACUCCACCGUUCCUUCUGUCUAUCGGUAUGAACCGCCCAGCCAACCUUACUGCCCUAUUGUACUCUGCGUGGUUAAAUAGGACGCUAUACGGGCUGUGGUAUAGAGAUGUCUGGCGCACGAUGGAGCGAGCAAAUAUCUCAUGUAGAAUUCCACGAGUACCCCUUUCUAACGUCUUCGAUCAAUUUAGAAGAGCAGUGAUGCUAGAUCAGACGUUUGAUGAUCUCUAUGUCGGCAACACCACUGAUUACCUGCCUGAACCAAUUAACGAUUAUUAUACGAGAAUAGGUCUUGCUUUGAAAGUAAUAUCCAAACGGGGUUUCACUGACGCCGAAAAAUAUGCUACAUAUUUCACUGCAAUUGGCAAUCUAAUCGCCCACUAUCAGCUAAAAUUCGAUCAAGUGGCCCAAGCGCUGAAUGUCAUUAAGGAAAACAAGAGGAUCAUUGAACCUCUACUACCCCUCAUUAAAGUUGGUGAUGUUAUUGUUAGCUACCUAUCCAAUAAGUCAAACUCUGACUUGGUUUCCCAAUUCACCAAUAACACCGCAGAGAUUUGGCUGAACUCUCGUCUUCCGAUCGAUCACUACGUUCUUCCGAUUGUGUACAAGUUACUUGACAGACUUUUCCCAUAUCCUACUCUUCGACAGACCUACAGACAGGCAUUAUCCCCUAUUUGUCCCACUGAUACCGAGAAUCCACCGCUUUUCUUAGCCUUGAGAAACUUUGGUUUUGCUCUUAGUCUUUCCUCCCUCGCCUUAUUAGUAGUUUGCGUUGUCCGCAUUUUCAUUCAGCGGUAA